UUUUGAAUGAUUAUAAUAUUAUUGUAUAUUUUUAAUCAUAUUAUAAUAGUUUGGGACAUCAUGAUUCAUUUAUCUAUGAUAUAAUAAAAUGCUAAUGUAACUUAAAAGCUUGCUAUAUUAGGCUAUCCUAAAAUGGAAAUUAAUAACACAUACUGCCGGUUUUGUGCGGAGCCCAAGAACAGUGAAAAAAUGUUAAAUAUGAAUGAAGAAAACAAACUCGAAGAAAUACAUAAAAAACUUUUGUUUGUUAAUGCUGAAUAUGUUGAUAUUUUAAAAGAAAAUUUACCUAAAAUGGUAUGCUUUGUAUGUUACGAAUCUUUGAAUAAAGCCUAUGAGUUUCUGAACAACGUAAUGAUAGCCCAGACCGUUCUCGAUAGCAUGUUUCCCAAUUCUGAAGUUGACCUUUAUUUCUCGGAAGAUGAAAAGAAUUUUAAUACUGAUUUAAUAGACAGUGAUGUUAAAGUGGAGCAUGUCAACGAUUUGGAUGAAGUUGAAGUGAAACCUGAACCAAAAGAUGAUUCUGAAUUAAAUGUCAAAGAUUUUAUUGAAGCUGCAAUUAGAAAUAUCCCAGAAAUUAGCAUUUAUGCGUCCGAAGAAAACAGUUUAAAAAAAACAUUAACUAAGUGGAAGCAUUAUCCUUGGACCUGUUCUAGUUGUAAUAUUGAAUUUUUAAAUAUAGAGACACUAAGACUGCACAGCCAAAUGACUCAUGGGAGGUGUAAUGCUUUUGCUUGUGUGUACUGUAAAGAUUUUGAAUUUAGCACUUUUGAGCAAUUUAUCUCACAUGUGAGAAAACAUAAACGGAAACUGCGGAAACGUUGUGAAUACUGUGAUGAAUCUUUUGAUGAGGAGGUUCUAAAUGCACAUCUCAAAUUUCACUUGGGAAAAGAAAAAGAAGCUUGCCAUCUAUGUGGUGAAAUUUUUACAAAAAAAGCAUUACAAGAACACUUAAAAGAGUUUGAACCAAAUAAACCAAAACGUAAACCUAAUAGAAAAAGGGGGGCUCCACUCACUAUUGAAGAACUGACUUGUCAACUAUGUAAUAAAGUUUAUAAAACUCCAAAUAGUUUGCGUGAUCAUAAGAAAAUACAUGCUAAUAAUCGUAAGAAAGAUUACACUUGUGAGCGUUGUGGAAAAAUGUUUUAUAAUAAAGGUACAUUAACAUCACAUAUAAUGGCACACAAUGAAGUGAGACCCCAUGUAUGUAGGAUCUGCAAUAAAUCUUUCAUGUUUCCAAAUAUGCUGCGUAGACAUGUGGAGAUGCAUUCUGGUGUAAAACCAUUCUCAUGUGAGCAAUGUGGCAGAUGUUUCCGGCUUCAAUACCAGCUAAAUGCACAUAAAAUUAUACACACUGACUCAAUGCCCCAUGUAUGUAAAUAUUGUAAUAAGGCUUUUAGAUUUAAACAAAUUCUAAAAAAUCAUGAACGUCAACAUACAGGUGAUAAACCUUAUGACUGUGAGUUCUGUGGAAUGAAAUUUACUAAUUGGUCCAACUACAACAAACACACAAAAAGAAGACAUAAUAUGGAUACAUCUAAAAAGAAGAUAACUCCUGAAGGAGUGUUCCCUAUUAAUUUAGAUACAGGGGAAUUGAUUCAGAUGCAAGAUGCUUCCACAGAAGAGUGGAAAACUAAAAUCAUGAUUCCAGCUAAACGGGGAAAGAAAAAAGUUAAAAAGGAAGAUCUGAAUGAAUAGUAAGUACAUAUAGGUAAAUAAAGUUAAAGGCAAACCUUAAAAUGAACCAACUCUAUUUACAACAUGAAAAGGUACAUUACAUUAUACAUAAUAUUUUGUUGAGUGAUCUAAUACAGAAUAUAUACACAACUAAUUGCCAUUAUGACUUGCCAUUGUAUUUUUUAAAUUUUAUGUAGGUUAAGUUCUGCAAUAGUGUAUCUUUUAUGAUUUGUAACAUAAGAUUUAUAGUUUUUAUAAGUACAGUGUAUAAACUAUGUUCUUCAAGAGAUUUGCAGUAAUAAACAAUUUAUUAUAAGUUUGA
Molecule: messenger RNA, 1996 nt
Organism: Pieris rapae (cabbage white)
Lineage: Eukaryota; Metazoa; Arthropoda; Insecta; Lepidoptera; Pieridae
Product: zinc finger protein 85
Exons: 2
Coding region: 133-1695 (520 amino acids)
Cellular component (GO): nucleus
Molecular function (GO): zinc ion binding
Source: RefSeq, a predicted model, not a curated record